AUGGCUGAAGAUUUUCCCAAUGCGAAUUUUUCUUUGACCUCAUCUUCUGGAUCGCGCCGGGAUCCUGGGUCUAAGUCCAGUGCCCUGUCCACUGGAUCUUACUCCGACGGUGAUGACAUUUUCCCAAUGGGCUAUUCCUCCAUGCCCACUAUGGACAGCCCAUUCAACAUGCCCGUGAUGUCCAACCUGGGCGGCUUUGAGACCAACCCAGCUUUUGAGUUCCUGGCAGAGGAUGUUCUGUCAGGUGGCAAUGCCCCAGACUUGAAUCUCGUGCCAUCGCAUUUCCAUGGACAAGGCCACGCACAGGACGGUUUGAAUCCCAGUUAUAUGCUCGUGGAUGGAUCCGUGUACAAUCCAGGAAUGAUGUCCAACUUCUCUCCAGAUCUGCCCUGGCAUCGUGUUUUCACACCACCCCCCGAGGAAUAUGUCCAGGAAGUGUUGCCGCACCAUUUCUUGUCUGCCCAGUCUUUCGAGGAGGAGCCAUGCCAAAGUGACCGGGAGAUCGCCAUGUACGGGGCUAACACCAUCCCAAAGCCGCCGUCUUAUAGGUCAGAUUGCCUGAAAUCCACCAAUCCCCUCCCCCUUUUAAUUGCUGACCCGAGCAGCACUCCACGACGAAGUUUGGUUCAGCCUAGGCCAAUCCGAUCUGCAUCCGAGCGGAGUGACUCGUCCAGUGAACAGAGCACUUCCACAGUUGAACCCCGGAACUCCAAAGAAGACUCGUUCGACAAAGUCAAGGCCAGAAGUGACCCUCUCUAUGAAGCCAAGGCCGACAAGGACGGAUUGUACCACUGUCCAAUGUUCAAGGAGGCCAAGUGCACCCACAAACCAACGAAACAGAAAUGCAUCUACAACAAAUACCUGGAUUCCCAUUUGAGGCCAUAUCGUUGCAAAUUCGCGGACCGACCAGAAUGCGAGGAUGCCAGGUUUUCUUCCAAUGCUUGCCUGUUCCGUCAUGAGAGGGAAGCCCAUGGACUACACAAUCACGGAGUGAAUCCUUUUCUGUGCAAAUUCCCGGACUGUGACCGAGCCCGCGAGGGGAAUGGAUUCCCUCGACGGUGGAACCAACGUGACCACAUGAAACGAGUUCAUGACUAUGUUGAAGAUGACUCUCCCAAGGAUCGUUCUACUGCUCCAGAUCAGGCCAAAAGAAGAAGAGCCCCCGCUGCUCCUACAUCGACCCCCAUGAAGAGAUCUGGCUCGUCAGCCCAUGCCAAAGCCCAAGCCCUGGCCGGUGCCGCUAUCCCUUCGCGGUACUAUGGUCGUACCAUCAGCCAAGCUCGAUACGCUGCCCCACGCAAAACCUACCGAGCCCAGCAGAUCGCCGCAGAAUUGACAGCAUUCAUCUCUUCUGAGUCGACGCCGUCAAAACGAACUGUCCAAAUCAUUCACUCUCACCACGCUUCCUCAGACGAACCCUACGAUCCCAGCAAGCAUCAAGAUCCAGAAAAUCUCCGAGACCAAAUCUACAACAGCGCAGCUCAGGAAAAGACCACCCGAGCGGCAGAAUUCUCGGCGAUCAAACGAGCUUUGUCCAAGGACAAUGUCGUGAUCGCAGAUGGCCUGAAUUACAUCAAAGGCUAUAGAUAUCAAUUGUGGUGUGAGGCUAAAGCUGCGGGGACGAGAUGCUGCGUUGUCCAUGUUGCGGCGCAAGAGGAUGAAUGCAAAAAAUGGAACAAAGAGAGGCUGACGGCAUGGGGCCAGCUAGACGACUCUGAACAAAGUGACGAGGCUGCUGGGGUGGGGAAGCACGCGCCUGGAAAGCAAGGGAAGGAUAUACUAGGAGACCUGGUACCUGAGAGUCACACGGCCAUAUAUGGCGACCGGGCCGUCGAGAAACCCAGCAAAUCGCGGUCUUCGUCUGUCGACGGACUCGACGGGGACGACGAUGGAGAAGAAAGAGGAAGACCACCACGACAGAAUGACGACGCCGCGACCCUGAAGUCUCUAUACGUCACCGAUGACAGAGGAGACCCUCUUAUUCCUUCGCCGACAAACCAGUCGAUCCCCCUUGCAAAACAACCAGCGUCCUCCUCAACGCACAUUUCACCACCUGCCCCGACAUGUUCACCCCCUUACUCGCCUAGAACGCUCCUCUCUCUGUUUAUGCGUUAUGAGCCCCCGUCCCCCUUCUCGCGCUGGGACACUCCACUUUUCACCAUCCCGUCCAGCGACCCUUGCCCACCAGCGCGCGAUAUCUGGGCCGCGCUUUUCCCGGGGCCUUCAAAACCGACAAGCAAGAAGUCCAUCUCGCAGCUCCCACCGCGAGGCUCAGCGGACAGGCUCGCGAAACCACACCAAGUCAAACCGCACGCGGCGACCGUGCUGCCGAAAGCUACGACCUCAGACGCCUUGCAGACCCUAGAGAGUGCUACGAUGGAUGUGGCACGGCACAUCCUCGUCAGAGCUCGCGAACAGGGUCUAGCGGACGGCAACGACGACGGCGGCGAUGUUUCACUAUCUGUACCCAUCGCAACCCCUGACGCGAUCGCGCAGCAGACGCCGUACGAAGCGACGCUACAUAUCCCGCCAGGAGCCACACUCACGCAGCCACUGCUCCAGCGUUUGCGGAGGAAGUACACACAGAUCCAGCGUGGGAGCAUCGCACAUGGCCAAGGGUACGUAAACGGACGGCGCGCCGUGGUCGAAGGGUUUAUUACGUUUCUGGACCGAGAAUGGAAUGAUGACGGGUAA
Rhinocladiella mackenziei CBS 650.93 is the source of this 2694-nucleotide messenger RNA. RefSeq lists its product as uncharacterized. The transcript is spliced from 3 exons. The coding region runs from base 1 to 2694 and encodes 897 amino acids. The record is from RefSeq and is a predicted model, not a curated record. Lineage: Eukaryota; Fungi; Ascomycota; Eurotiomycetes; Chaetothyriales; Herpotrichiellaceae.